CGCCGAUCAGAACACACACAUCUGCACCAGCAGCGAGCGAUUGAGCUGUCUCACGACGCUAUAAUUAGCCCACCGCCGCCCAGACUUUCAACUGAAUAAUAUCGAGUCAGAUUGUUGCCAUUCGAAUACUGUCAUGCCAUCGAUCGAUCGCGAAUCCAAGUGUGGGGACGACGACAUGGACGUUGGCAAUUCGUCGGACCAUACCAGCGACGACGGCAGCGACAGCGACUCGGCCUCCCGCGGCCCCCGCGGCUCUCGCCUCACUUCCCGGCGCCACACUGUGAUGGCCACCCCCCUGCGCUUGGAGCGGGGAUGGGUGCCGCCGCAGUACCCCAAGAGUGCGAGCGACCGCGCCGACAUCCGCCGAGCCAUUCGACACAACUGCCUCUUUUCCAACUUGGACGAACAGGCCAUGACCGUCAUGGUUGACGCCAUGCAGAGGUUCCACUUUGAGCACGGCGAGGUGCUGAUCCAUCAAGGAGACGAAGGGGACCAGUUCUUUGUGCUGGCCUCGGGCGCCGCCGACGUGUUCAUCCACGGACAACGCGUGGGCGGCGUCGAGGCCGACACGACCGCCAACUUUUGCGGCGAAUUGGCGCUUUUGUACGAUUCCCCGCGCGCCGCCACGGUCAAAGUGACGACGCCCGACGUCGUGGCAUGGGGCGUCGACCGCGUCACCUUUAAAAAGGUACUGAUGGACACCACGAUCAAGCAGCGGAAAUUGUACGAAGAGUUUGUGGACGAAGUGCCGAUCCUGUCCGAAUUGACAAAAUACGAACGGUUGACUUUGGUCGAUGCAUUGCGACCUGUGUUUUACGAACAAGGCCAGCCGAUUCUGGAAGAAGGCAGCCAAAGCAACGACUUUUACAUUGUUUCCGACGGCGAGGUCACGUGCACCAAGCAUGGCGAAGAGGUGUCGAGACGACUGGGCAGCGGCGAUUACUUUGGAGAGAUUGCGCUCCUGAGCGACGAAGUUCGGCAAGCCACGGUCACUGCUGCCAGAGACACUACCGUGCUAGUUGUGGACCGCAACACAUUCAAGCGCCUCUUGGGCCCCCUCGAAUCCAGACUUGCGACAAACGUCGCAUUGUACGACCAAUACGUCCGACAGCGAAAGUAGUACAAAUCAAAUGCCAAAUGUCCAUGCAAUGACUUGAUCGUACAAGUACCUGUCAAUCGAUAUUAUAUAUAUAUAUAUCAGUACAUGAAAUCAAGG
This is a messenger RNA of Aphanomyces astaci, 1216 nucleotides long. RefSeq lists its product as hypothetical. Gene Ontology annotation, biological process: regulation of protein phosphorylation. Gene Ontology annotation, molecular function: cAMP-dependent protein kinase regulator activity. The record is from RefSeq and is a predicted model, not a curated record. NCBI's taxonomy places the organism in Eukaryota, Oomycota, Saprolegniomycetes, Saprolegniales, Verrucalvaceae. Bases 134 to 1120 code for a protein of 328 amino acids. Gene Ontology annotation, cellular component: cAMP-dependent protein kinase complex. The transcript has 7 exons.